GCUAUUGGUUUGCCAAGGUUUUAUGUUAACUUUUAACACUCACGUUAUAGUCUCAUUCAGUGAAUAUUUACAAUCCAAAUCACACCGGAGAGAGACACAUUCGCCAGUUGGUAAUUCCAGCCAACGGUGUUUACUGUUCAGUUAUCGAUCUCGUACCGCACUGAUGGGUUUUCGUACAAAAGCGGAUGCCUGGGAGAGAACAAUGAGACAACAUUGCUGUCCGUGUCUUGAGUAAGGAGGACUGACUUAUGAGGCAGAAAAAGAUUCUUUUCAGAAAGACAUCGACGCAUUUGACGUGCAUGACACGGAUUGGGGGCGCAGGGAAGCAAUUAUCUAGUUCUCAACUGCACAAACGUUCCUGAAAAGUAAAACAUGAUUUGGAUAGAGGUGACAAAUUCGACAAAUGACACACGUAACGAUGAUGUUUCCAAUGGAAUGAACCCCUCGGACGCUCUGUUCCACGUUCCGACUAGACUCAUCGUUCUGGCUGUGGAAAUCGCCAUAGGUACCAUUGGAAUUCUUGGAGCGUUCUUCUGUUUGUGGAGAGACAGGCGACGGAAAUCUAGAGUGAAUAAACUUAUCCUGCACGUCACCUUGGCGGAUUGGCUGGUAGUUGAUGUCGCAUGUGUUUCCCAGUUGAUAUGGGAGUGUAUGCCGAGCAGAGAGUGGAUAGCUGGAGAUUUCCUCUGUAGGAAUGUCAAAUUCUUACAAAGUUUUGCCAUGAUGUCGAGCUCUUUUAUGGUGACCCUUCUAGCUUUUGACCGACACCAGGCCAUUACCAGCCCUCUUAAGGCGCGGUUUUCAGUCCUCCGUAGCACGUUAGUCGGUUGGUCGCUGGCGGCGCUUAUGUCCACUCCAUUGAUUGCGGUGUUCCACACCAGAAACGAUAACGGUACUACAGUGUGUGAAAAUAUCUUCCGUACCAAACCUCCCUGGCACAGGAAGCUCUAUAUAACCUACGCCUCACUCAUAGUGUUCUACAUCCCCCUUCUACUCUUGCUCGUCUUCUACAUUCGCAUAUUUUGUACAAUUCGACGGAAAGCGUCUUUGCAGGACAACAAUAAAAGGCUGUUGGAUAGCAAUCGAAGUCGGGUUUUUCUAACGGCAACCCCGUCUUACUCGUUAGGUAGGGCCAAAAUCAAAACAUUGUUGAUGACGAUUGUUAUUGUGCUAACAUUUAUCAUAUGUAGCUGUCCGUAUCAUGUUGUGGAAAUGAUUUUGACAUUUGGGGACCCGCGAAUCCUUGACCCUGUCUGGAAUGCCAUCGGUGGUGGCGCUGCAGUCGCAAACUCUUGUGUGAAUCCGUAUAUUUUCAUGAUAUUCCAAAGCAAGUGUUUCACUGCUCGUCCGCUUACCGUUCUCCACUCCAGCAAGAGGCGUACCAUAUCUGUCAGUGCUGGAAAUCCAGAGGCGGUUAACUCCUCAAAAAAGACGAAUGUAACUGACGAUAAGAUCACUUUUCCACUUGCACGAAAUGAUCUGCAGGUAGAGAGAGAAGAUGAGUGUGAUAAAUUUUAGAUAUCUUGAAUAAAUCACUCGGUAUCCUAGAGCGCUUGUACUCAGAAAUAAAGGCCAUUGGAAAUAGCUCGUAAGUAACGCGAAUUUAAUACCAGAUACAUAUCAUCAACAUGUAACGCAGAAGGGGCCUAAUCUUAAAAACGAAAGAAAAUUGAAUAUCACUUGCUUGGUUUACGACUUGCAUCUUGCAUGUCACUUUCGCCCAUCAGACAUGUUUUUAGCCAAGUGAAAUGAUUUAAGAACAUUUAAAUCGUUUAUGUGUAUAAACCUGAGUAUUCUGCACUCUGCGCAGUAAGUACUUAUGGUACUAGACUGUGCAAUUUACUAAUAUAACAUAGACAUGUAGUAUAUACUACUGUUCAGACAGUAUUGCAACAAACGCUGAACAAUGUAAACUUGCGAUAAAACGCAUGGUGUCUGAAAGAUAAAUUUCCAUGGAUUUUCAACGUAUUUGAUGGAUGGUUUCCUGAAGGAACAGACAUGCUUGUGUGUGGUAUUUUGCAUGGCUAAGGCACAACCUUUAUGAUGAUCUCUCACAUUCGAAGCUGAGUCAUGGAUUCAGUAUAAUCAUUUUCAUUACGAAAUGAGUUUUAUCUAUUUAUUCAUUUAUAUUUAAAAGCAAUGGUUGUCGUUAGUUUGAAUGUCAGACACUCUUCCUGAAUACUUGCAUACUUGAAAAAUAUCACGAUAUGCCAUAGGUCUAAUUUGAACAUGAAAAAAAAAUCUUAAAGUUAUUAUACUAUAUACGUGGAAUUGGCUGUCAGACGUGUUCAUAGUAGAAUGAAACUGCUAUUUCGGUGCUUUAAGCCACAGAGCCGCUUGCCAGCAAGGUUUACAUAGGAAUGCGACCUUUAGAUUAUAUUUGCACGUACAGACAUACACCAAUGCCUUUAGUUAUUCGAUCUUUAAUGGCAGUCAUCAAACACGUUUUUCAAAAAUAAAAUUAGAGCAAUACAGAUAUUCCAAACCUAUAUAAACAAGUUAUUAAUAAUGAGAACAAUGUAUGUAAACAAUUUUUGUCAGCAAUCUAGUUAAUUAUUUUCCUCUAGCCACUUGCAACAGUCUUAUUGGAUUACAAUAAUUUGUGAAGCUAUGGGCGACUGUAGGAAAUGAAAAUGAGAAAUAAAAUUUGUUCAGCUGUCAGGGUUCCUUUUACUAUAAUAGCAUUCGUAAAAACUAUAGUUCUGUGCUACUAGCUUCACACUUGUGACAGAAAAACUACCCAGGUUUGAAGUAAUA
This is a messenger RNA of Lingula anatina, 2757 nucleotides long. Its product is annotated as arg8-vasotocin receptor. Gene Ontology annotation, biological process: cellular response to hormone stimulus; G protein-coupled receptor signaling pathway. NCBI's taxonomy places the organism in Eukaryota, Metazoa, Brachiopoda, Lingulata, Lingulida, Lingulidae. The record is from RefSeq and is a predicted model, not a curated record. Gene Ontology annotation, cellular component: plasma membrane. Gene Ontology annotation, molecular function: peptide binding; G protein-coupled receptor activity.